This is a messenger RNA of Scomber scombrus (Atlantic mackerel), 1886 nucleotides long. It is a transcript of the gene kcnc2, whose product is annotated as potassium voltage-gated channel, Shaw-related subfamily, member 2. Gene Ontology annotation, cellular component: voltage-gated potassium channel complex; axon; neuronal cell body membrane. NCBI's taxonomy places the organism in Eukaryota, Metazoa, Chordata, Actinopteri, Scombriformes, Scombridae. Gene Ontology annotation, biological process: potassium ion transmembrane transport; protein homooligomerization. Gene Ontology annotation, molecular function: protein binding; delayed rectifier potassium channel activity. The coding region runs from base 1 to 1818 and encodes 605 amino acids. The transcript has 4 exons. The record is from RefSeq and is a predicted model, not a curated record.
AUGGGCAAGUUUGACGACAACGAGAGGAUAAUCCUCAACGUCGGGGGUACCAGGCACGAAACCUACAAAACCACCCUGAAGACCCUGCCGGGGACUCGAUUGGCCCUGCUCGCCUCCGACUCGGACAUCGACUCCGUGCUGGAUCAGCUGCAACAAGUCCCCGGCUUCAUCGAGUACAACGCGAGGACCAACGAGUACUUCUUCGAUCGCCACCCGGGUGUGUUCGCCUACGUCCUCAACUACUACCGAACCGGGAAGCUCCACUGCCCGGCGGAUGUGUGCGGACCGCUAUUCGAGGAGGAGCUCUCCUUUUGGGGCAUCGAUGAGACGGACGUGGAGCCCUGCUGCUGGAUGACAUACCGGCAGCACCGGGACGCAGAGGAGGCGCUGGACGUGUUUGAGCUCAACGUGGACAACGGAGAGGACGACGAUGAGAUAGCGAAGAGGCUCGGGAUUGAGGAUGUGAAUGCCGACGGUAAUGUCAGCCUGUGGAGGAAGUGGCAGCCGGUGAUCUGGAAUCUAUUCGAGGAUCCGUACUCCUCCAGGGCGGCGAGGUUUAUUGCCUUUGCAUCUUUGUUCUUCAUCCUGGUCUCUAUCACCACCUUCUGCUUGGAGACUCAUGAGGCUUUCAACACCAUCAUCAACAAGACGGAGCUUGUGCGGAACAGCAGCUUGCCGGACCCGGGCCCGCAGUACGAGAUUGAAACUGACCCUGCGCUCACGUACGUGGAGGGCGUUUGCGUCCUCUGGUUUACUCUUGAGUUCCUGGUACGUGUGACCUUCUGCCCGGUCAAGUUGGAGUUUGUUAAGAGCGUGCUCAACAUCAUCGAUUUCGUGGCUAUUCUACCUUUCUACUUGGAGGUAGGGCUGAGUGGCCUUUCUUCAAAGGCUGCCAAGGAUGUGUUGGGGUUCCUCAGGGUGGUGCGCUUUGUUCGUAUCCUGCGUAUCUUCAAACUUACACGUCAUUUCGUGGGGCUUAGGGUGUUGGGCCACACACUACGGGCCAGCACCAAUGAAUUCCUGCUGCUCAUCAUCUUCCUGGCAUUGGGAGUGUUAAUUUUUGCGACUAUGAUCUAUUAUGCUGAACGCAUCGGCGCUAAGCCCAAUGACCCCACUGCUAGCCUCCACACCAAGUUCAAAAACAUCCCCAUCGGAUUCUGGUGGGCUGUGGUAACCAUGACUACACUGGGCUAUGGCGAUAUGUAUCCAGAGACAUGGUCAGGCAUGGUGGUGGGGGCAUUAUGUGCCUUGGCUGGCGUGCUGACGAUAGCCAUGCCUGUGCCUGUUAUCGUCAAUAACUUUGGGAUGUACUAUUCCCUGGCUAUGGCCAAGCAGAAGCUGCCCAAGAAGAGGAAGAAACACAUCCCUCAGGUGGUGCAGGGAGGGUCUCCCACCUACUGCAAAGGCGAUCUCAACACCACAUGCAACAGCACUCAAGGUGACCUGUGCCACGUCAAAGGGGGCAGGGUACUAGAACGCAACCGUUCAGGUAAGACCAUAUAUUCUUUGCACGCAGUUUUGUCAGCAGAUUGCAGCGGGGGCAGUGACCUGACCAUGUCUCCAGAGGAGAGGGUGCCCAUGCGAAGAUCCAGCACUCGAGAACAGGACCACCGGAGUGGUGGAACGUGUUUUCUGCUCGCUGCUAGUGACUAUACUGCAGAUGGAGGGAUAAGAAAAACAGGCUAUGAGAAAUCCCGGAGCUUAAACAACAUAGCGGGCUUGACUGGUAACACUCUGAGAUUGUCUCCUGUGACCUCGCCCUACGGAUCGCCCUGCCCGCUACGGCGCUCUCGUUCCCCUAUCCCCUCCAUCCUGUGAGACGUCCACCCUGGGUCACUUUUGGCAUAACCCACCCUACAUCCUACCCCCCUAAACAAGCCACCUCU